Molecule: messenger RNA, 2485 nt
Organism: Periophthalmus magnuspinnatus
Lineage: Eukaryota; Metazoa; Chordata; Actinopteri; Gobiiformes; Gobiidae
Gene: slc25a25b
Product: solute carrier family 25 member 25b
Exons: 10
Coding region: 461-2059 (532 amino acids)
Biological process (GO): transmembrane transport
Cellular component (GO): mitochondrial inner membrane
Molecular function (GO): ATP transmembrane transporter activity; calcium ion binding
Source: RefSeq, a predicted model, not a curated record
GCGAGAUCUCGGAGUUGCCGCUCACUAAUGGAUCAGAGAUGUUAACGGCGCCUUCUCCUCGACGAAUACUUACAUGAAUUUUACACACUAAUAUUGACUUUUCAAAGGAACUACAAUAUUCAUUUGUCCUGCGAAGCUGUAAGUUACAAAAAGCUCCUCUUCUGUGAAGCUUUUCUGCCAGGACCUUUGUCUCUCGGCCCAUCGCUAUUCAAACACCCGGCAUCUGCUUUACCGGCACAAAUACCUCCGUGGACCGGGGAGCUCUGGCUGCACAGUUUUUUGUUUUUUGUUUUAUCAUAAACCCUCGACGUCACUGGGUUUCUUUACGAUAAUUGAGCUCAUAAAUGUUGUAGGUUUGGACUUUUAAGCCGUGUCUAAUUCCCAGGGCAUGUGACGUGGUGGACUCAGGGCGGAUGACCUGACUUGGCGUUUGGUGACCAGGCGCUGGCGGCUAACUCCUAUGAUGCACCAGCAGGGGUCAUUGAUGCCCCCUAUACUUGGUGAUGUUUUCUGCCAGUGUCGACCCGGUGAUCCGGCCGACCCCCGAGCAGCAGCAGGAGGAGGAGGUGGGCACGACCCCGCAAACGUGCGGCCAUCUGCCCCUUUCACUGGACAACGCACCGGUGACUACAUGGAUCUAAGACAUGCAUCAAACUACUGCUGUGAUAUUUGUGGAGGACCUGAGCAAGAGCAUCGAUUCAAAGUGCUGUUUCAAGUUUUGGAUGUAAACGGAGAUGGGGGGAUUUGUAUAAAUGACUUGACCAUUGGGCUAAAAAAACUGGGUGUGCACCGCACCGAACAUGAACUGAUGAAAAUUGUAAAAGCUGGAGACAAAGAUCUGGAUGGGCAGUUGGACUUUUACGAGUUUGUGCAUUACCUCAAAGAUCAUGAAAAAAAACUCAGACUUGUCUUCAAAAGUUUGGACAAGAAAAAUGACGGACGGAUUGAUUCUCAGGAAAUUAUGCAGUCUCUGUGUGAUCUUGGUGUGCACAUCUCCGAGGAACAGGCUGAUCAGAUUCUCAAAAGCAUGGAUAAAAAUGGCACGAUGACAAUUGACUGGAACGAGUGGCGAGAUUACCACCUUUUGCAUCCAGCAGACAAUAUCCCUGAGAUCAUUCUGUACUGGAAACACUCUACAAUUUUUGAUGUUGGGGAGAGUUUGAUAGUUCCAGAUGAGUUCACAGUUGAGGAGAAGAAAACAGGCAUGCUGUGGCGCCUCCUUGUGGCAGGAGGAGGAGCUGGGGCAGUGUCUCGGACAUGUACUGCUCCUCUGGACAGGCUCAAAGUACUCAUGCAGGUUCAUGCCUCCAAGAGAAAUAGCAUGCACAUUGCCAGUGGUUUUUUACACAUGAUUCGAGAAGGAGGUGUAAGGUCGCUGUGGAGAGGCAAUGGCAUGAAUGUAAUAAAAAUUGCCCCUGAAUCGGCAAUCAAGUUUAUGGCCUAUGAGCAGAUUAAACGACUGAUUGGAAGUAAACAGGAGACUCUCGGUAUCCCAGAGAGGUUUGUGGCUGGCUCUUUAGCCGGGGCAAUCGCUCAAAGCAGCAUCUACCCCAUGGAGGUUUUGAAGACACGUUUAGCUCUUGGGAAAACAGGACAGUAUACAGGCAUCUUAGAUUGUGCGAAACGUAUCUUAAAAAAAGAAGGAGUAGCAGCUUUUUAUAAAGGUUAUGUCCCGAACAUGUUGGGCAUCAUCCCCUAUGCCGGAAUCGACUUGGCUGUGUAUGAGACCUUAAAGAAUUCUUGGCUGCAACGAUUUGCUACAGACAGUGCUGAUCCAGGCGUGUUUGUGCUUUUGGCGUGUGGCACUAUGUCUAGUACAUGUGGCCAGCUUGCAAGCUACCCUUUAGCUUUAGUACGAACACGAAUGCAAGGACAAGCUACUGAUGGAGGCCCACAAAUGACCAUGACAACCUUGUUUAAACAUAUCGUAAAGACAGAGGGUGCUCUGGGGCUCUACCGAGGCUUGGCCCCCAACUUUAUGAAGGUCAUUCCCUCGGUCAGCAUCAGCUACGUCGUCUACGAGUAUCUCAAGAAAACAUUAGGGGUCCAGUCUAAAUGAGAAAAAAAAAAAAAAAAAGGUUGGAAUAUGGAUUUUGUUUGCUAAUGCUUACAUUUGUUUAAAUCAUUAUGGUCUGUUAUGUCUGGAAUCCUGAUUCUUAAAAUGAUAAAAACAGAGAAGAAAAUAAGUUCUACCCUUGGAAAGUUGGAAAGAAAAGAAGAUUCAUGCAACACUUGGCAGCUCAUAGUUGUGAAAAGUCAAUGUUUACAUUUAAACAAAAUAGAAGCUUUCUGUUUAAACAGUAAUAUGCACUUGCUGGGUUUUGACACUGAUAAUGCUGAUGUGUACUAGGAAGAGUUGUCAAGGGCUGCAGACAGUUGCCAGCAAUCACACAUGGUGGUCUGUACAUUACUUUUGAAAGUUAUAAGACACGCUUAUUCAUACCUUCCAUCUCUCCUUAAGAGGCAUCCAAAAUAUUUCAAGUAC